AGUCCCUGCUUGGUAGGAACAGUGUAUCCUGAAGCUGUAGCCUGGUUUGGCUGAGCAUGGUCACACUGGGCAGUUCUGGUUUUGUUGCUGCCCUGACUCUCUGUGACAGCAGGGCUGAUCGCUCCCUGCUGCUGCAGCAGAGGCGCUGCUGGAGAUGUUACUUACAGCUGUUGCUUAGCAACCAUGUGUGCAAGACAGCAGGAAACGGGCUUUAAACCCUCUUCAGAUCAGGUAUCCAGCAGCCUUCAAGAGUCUCAAUUACCGGUUACAUCUAAAUGCUGCCCUUUGCUCGGCAGCAGCUUUCGGUGGUGUGUUCUGCAGAAUCACGUGGCUGUGUGACCCUUGGAGGCAUCCUGCAGGAAAGUAGUUCUGUUGCUCCCCUUGUUAAGGAUUGUUUUAUAGGGGUAGAAGAGGCUGCAAGAUGUGGUUGGGGUUUGGGGAGAGCUGGGCAGUGCUCUCUUGAUGUCUGUAGCCAUGAGACGUUCCUUUGCACGUGUCCAUAUGCAGAGCCAGUACUUGCCCCCAUUACAACCAGCUGCGUCCCUGUCCCAGCUGCCUCCAUCUAGCAUGUGACCCAGAUUUGGUUGGCUUGCCCUCAGUGCAUAACCCCACUGGCUGCUGGGUUUGCAGCGCCCAUUGCACAAGUAGGGGGGUUGCUCUGCUAAUUCUCUGUGGGGGUUCAUGGAGAGCAGGAUCCUUGCGAGGCUGGAACAGGAGGUAGAGCCGGUGAGGGGACAUGAGCUGCUGCCAGAGACGGGAAGAGAAAGCACGUUCCUCAGGUUGGGGUUCCGUGGUUUCUGGCUUCGUGCGAGUGCCGGGUCGUCCCGGUGACAGGGUCAGUCUCCAUGUACCGGUGGGGUCCGACAACAGCGUCCUCGUGAGACAGACUGUCUGGGGUUGUGCUGCCGCUGCGCGCUCCUCGUCUCGGGGUGACCCGCAGCCCCGGCGCGGGGGGAACUUCUCCACCUCCGGGGGCCACGGAGGGAGGAGCCGCGGGCAGCGCGGGGCGGUGUCACGGGCUGCUCGGUCCGAGGAAACGGGUGCGGAGGAGCUGCGGGGCGAGCGGGAGUCUGAAUGCAACCUACCUGAGGCAGGCCUGAGCCCAGAGCACCUCUGCACAGAGACAGCGUGUGCGCUGGGGUGCGUGUCUGCUCUCCCUCUGCUCCCCAGUGCGGGAGUUGGGUCGGAGCACACGUGCUGCUGUCUGCUCCCUGCCGAGUGCACCUUUCAACUGCUGCUCCGUGAUGUGCGAGGCCGGGCUGCUGGCACCGGAGCCCUCUGAGGCAGCGCGGCACUAUGGCGAGUCCUCGGACACCUGCUGCCGCAUGGACCGCUGGCAGAGGCUGCGCACCGCCGUCCGGAGGCUGGAGUUCUGGGAGAGCUUCAGUGCCGAGCUGGUUGGCAGCGGCUUCUUCUCCAAGGUGUACAAGGUGACCCAAGCUGCUGCUUGUAAAGUGAUGGUGGUGAAGAUCUACAAGAACGAUGUGGACCAGGAGGUGAUAGUGCGUGAGAUCAGCCUGCUGCAGAAGCUCUCCCACCCCAACAUCGUCAGGUACCUUGGGAUAUGCGUAAAGGAUGACAAGCUGUACCCCAUUCUGGAGUAUGUGAAUGGGGGCUGCCUGGAGGAGCUCCUGGCCAGCAAAGACAUUGAUUUGUCAUGGAAAGAGAAACUGGACUUAGCUUCUGACAUCACCAGGGGCCUGCACUACCUGCACUCCAAGGGCAUCUUCCACCGAGACCUCAACUCUAAGAACUGCCUCAUUCGAGUGACAUCACGUGGCCGUGAGGCGCUAGUUGCAGACUUUGGGCUGGCCAGAGAAGUGGUGGAGCUGCCUGUGCAGUAUGCAGAGAGGAAGUUGUCCCUGGUGGGCUCUGCCUACUGGAUGGCUCCUGAGAUGCUGCGGGGAGAGCCCUAUGACCGGAAGGUGGAUGUGUUUUCCUUUGGCAUUGUGCUCUGUGAAAUCCUAGGGAGGAUCCCAGCAGAUCCUGAAGUACUUCCCAGAACUCAGGACUACGGCCUGGAUGUCACUGCCUUCUGCAGGAUGGUCAGUGGAUGCCCCCGGCGGGUGCUGGACCUUGCUGCCUGUUGCUGUCGGGUGGAAGCUAUUAAGAGGCCAUAUUUCUCUGAUAUCCUGGAUGAGUUGGAAGACAUUGCAGAGAGCCUAGAGCCCAGGAGGGACAAUCCACUUUUGAGUUGAGCUGUGGGCCCCCUGCGAAGCCCAGUGGAUGGACUGUAAAUGGAAGGUCAGAAGUGAAGAAAGAAGGUAGAGAACAGAACUAAGUGACCCAAUGGAGAGGAGACUUAAUCAAGGUCUUAUCUGAGGCUUUUAACGGAUGUAAUUCAGACAGCAAACAGCCUUUUUUUGUUAGCUUGAUAAAAGUAAAUGAUCCUGGAGGGCAGGUCAGGGACCUGGAUUCCCUUUGAGGUUGCUUUCCAAAUCCCCUACAGAAAUGCAGCCCUCUCUUGCUUCCCCAUGCUCUCUGGGCUUCAGGCCUUCCCCUUCCAUGUCCCUUCUGUCCUUGGGGAACAUCUGUGGGGACUGGGAUCCCUUUAGAACAAAGCUGGGGGCUUUGGGGCACACAGAGAGCCUCAGAGUUGCCUUACACUUCAACGCCUUAAGACCCUCCUUGGGUGGCCUUGCAGGGAUGCCUGCAUUGUGUAGCGAUGCUGAUGGGAUCCCCUGACACGUGCAUGGGGCACACCAGCAUCUGGCGAGGUUUUGGGAAGCAGUGUGGGUGGUGUGCCUCACCAAGGUGUGAGUCAACCAACCAAUAUCUCCACUCAGAACUGGUGCUGUGCUCUGUCCUAGUGCUGCAGCUAUCUGGAUUUCUUCCCACAGCCCUCUGUCAGGGUCUGGAGAUGAGAGGGAUGCACCUCUCAUCCUCCCACAGAUACUGGUCUCCAGUUCAUUUGGUUGCCCAGCCUCACUGGGAGGGAUAUGUUCUACUUAGGACCAAAAUAUCUAUGGUUGUCAAUAGGUGUGACAGCUGUAUGGUGGUGGAGAGCUGUAUCUCUUCUUAUUGACUGUAACCUCUUGGAGUAGGGGCCCUUUGUGCACUAAAAAGCACUUGUAGAUUAUAUAAUGAGGUGUGCAAAUAGCACUGUAGACCUAUGUGUGGACCUCAUCUCGAGCUCUUGGGCAGAAUUUGGUGUCGCGUGUGACCCAGUGCCUCUGCGCCCUGGCACCCACACACAGGAGCAGUGGUAGUGUGCCAAGACAGAUGUUGCGGUGGAGUGCAGUGUUUUCAGCAGACAUUCCUCAUGAUAAGGAACAUGAAACACACUGAAUGGCACCAGGAUCAUUGGCUCAGCCACUUGUCCAGAGAACCCUCUAUCCCUAGAGCUACCAUUGUGCUUCUCUGGGCUAUGACAGUUGCGCACAGGAAACCUGCUCAGCAGAGACACACACCAGCAAACAGCUUCCUGCUGGGAAAUGCUGCCAGUAGGAGGAGUGAAGCCUUGGGAAGCAGGAGACCAAAAAGGAUGGAAGCUUUUUAACUUGAUGGAAGGCAGAGUGCCUGCUUUUUGAUUUGGAGUGAAAUGGACCGCAAAGGCAGUGGAAACAGCGCUGAUAUACCCUUGUGUCUUCAGGGGCAGCCAGCCACCACCAGCACUGCAGCAGUUGGUCCCUCACUGCUGUGGGCUUGCCCCAGACCACCAGCACUGUCCCCAGCACUUGGACAUGGUGUGAGGAUCAUUGCGAGCUGGGAACCAUCCCUCAUGGGCCACCAGGGUCUGCAGGCUGCCCUGGAGGCAGAGGGCAGCAGUUGGAUGCAGCUGGUCUGGGUUAUGCAGCUCACAGCAGGGAAUAACACUUUCUGUUGGCUGGCAUCCAUAUGGCUGUGAGACUGCAUCUGCUUGGCAUCCUGAGGGCAGCCAUAGGUGGAUGCAGAGCUGCAUUUCUGCUGGGCUUUCUGACUGCCCCAUCUACUCUCUUGGAAAAGAUAUCUGGCCGCGUGCUGAGUCUCAGGUG
This is a messenger RNA of Coturnix japonica (Japanese quail), 3974 nucleotides long. Its product is annotated as dual specificity testis-specific protein kinase 1-like. Gene Ontology annotation, biological process: actin cytoskeleton organization; protein phosphorylation. Gene Ontology annotation, molecular function: ATP binding; protein serine/threonine kinase activity. NCBI's taxonomy places the organism in Eukaryota, Metazoa, Chordata, Aves, Galliformes, Phasianidae. The record is from RefSeq and is a predicted model, not a curated record. Gene Ontology annotation, cellular component: nucleus; cytoplasm.